UUUGUUUCUCAGAUUCUGAUGGACCUACGGCAGCUCACCGAACCGGGCCAAAGCGGGUCAAAGGCAGGUUAGAGGCGGGCGGGACCGGGAUCAGGACAGUCCGGGCUACGCAUCUGGACUCUGUUUGGAUCAGAACCAGAACCAGAACCAUGAACCAGCGGGACUGACUUCUCGGAACUUUUCUGCCGUCUCCAUGGAGAUGAGAGAUUUUCCCGCCAUCUAAGCGGCUGACCACGCGCCGAUCAGGGAUCAAUCAUCUUCAUCGGUGCCGUAUUGAUCGGGAUGGGCGCGCUCCCGUUGCUUUUGCUCGUGCUCUUGAUUUGCGAGCACGCCCGCAGCACGUUCCCGAUGCGGGCCUCCUACAGCCUAUACACCGGCGGGAACACGCACGCGCACGGAGCACGCGCUGCCAGCAGACAUCGGAACUGGUGCGCGUUCGUUCUCACGAAGACGGUGAGCUGCGUGGUGGAGGAUGGGGUGGAGACCUACGUGAAGCCGGACUACCAUCCAUGCAACUGGGGCAGUGGGCAGUGCAGCCGGGUGGUGGUCUACCGGACCUACAUGAGGCCGCGCUACAAAGUGGCCUACAAAACCGUGACGGAGAUGGAGUGGAAGUGCUGCCACGGUUACAGCGGACAGGACUGCACCAUUGGUCCAGCCGGUGGACCAGGAAGUCCUGUGUCCAAUGGAGCGGGGACAGGAAGCGCUGCGGGAAUCGGACAGAAUGGAGGACGACAGGACCGUGAGGAAAUGCGGAGGAUGGAGGAAAAGAUCCAAAGGCUGACGGAGCAGCUGCAGGGCUUCCAGUCCACCAUGAACGAACACUUCCAACACGAACCGGUCAAACCAGGAAAGAACCCGGCAGAUGCAGCUCCGCCGGAGAUAAAGGAGACGAUCCACAGCAUUCAGACCAAGCUGGACCAGCUGGACAACCGCACCAAGGCCCAUGAUCAAACUCUGGUCAGCAUCAACAACCACCUGGUUAACGGCAAAGGGAACGAGCUGGAGGGAGAGGUUCCAGCGGGGGGGCUGAGUGGAGACAAGCUGAGCACGCUGAAGGAGAACAUCCUGAAGGAGUUGGAGAGCCGGGUGCUGCUGUCCUGCUCGUCCUGUCAGGCUGGCGUGGAGGAUCUGCGGCGCCAGCAGCAGGAGGACCGGGAGAGGAUCCGAGCUCUGGAGAAGCAGCUGACCGCCGCAGACGCUCGGCACCGGCAGGACGUAGAACGCCUCCAGCAGGAGGUGCAGCGCUCCCAGAGAUGCUGCACCUCCAUCGCUGACCUCCAAAGCCGCGUCACUGACGCUGAGAACAAGAUCAGCUCGGCCUCGGAGAACCUCAACGUUCUGCUCAACCGUGUGGAGCCCAGCGGAACAGGAGGGGAAUCUAAAGGAGGUGCGGCUGGUGGAGCAGGAACCAGAGAUGGCGGCGUAACAGACGGAGGACGGAGGGAUCUGCUGAAGGACCUAGAGCUUCACAUCAACAGCAGCGUCCAGCGAACUGAGCAGAUCUGCUCCGACCUGGAAACGGACCUGAAGGACUACGUCCACAACCAGCUGGAGGACCUGCGGACCGUGUUCUCCGACCGCUUCGACGACUGGACCUUCAGGAUCGAAGACGUGGAGCUGGAGGUGCAGCAGGUGCAGAAAAACCUGGUGGAGCACGGCAGGAGGCUCUCAGAGCUGGAGAACAGCACCGUGGAGGUGAGCCGCAGGGCGGAGCUGUGUCGCUGUGGAGGCUCUGAGGGUGGAGGAGGAGGUGGGACAGAGGGAGGAGCAGGAGGAGGAGUAGGAGGAGGAGCAGGAGGAGGAGCAGGAGGAGGAGCAGGAGGAGGAGGAGGAGGAGCAGGAGGAGGAGGAGGAGGAGCAGGAGGAGGAGGAGAAGGAGCAGGAGGAGCAGGAGAAUCACCUGGAGGGAGGGACACGACCACCAAGAAGUCUCUGGAGUGGAGAGUGGUCGCCAACGAGGGCCAGAUGCGACAUUUUAACACUCGGCUGAAGGACCUGUCGGUGUCUGGAGACUCGCUGCAUGACCGGGUUCUGGACCUGAGCCACGAUGUCCGGGCCAUCAAGUCUCUGACCGGGGACAACGGGGAGAACUUCAACCGGAUCAUCAUGGAGGUGGAGAUGCUGGGGCAGGACUGUGAGGUGUGUGGGAAGGUGGAGGAGGAGCUGCGAAGGUUGAAGAAUCAGACCCGCGACCUGAGCAACAUCCAGGAGGCUCUGCAGAACAUGCAGAACCACAUCAGCUCAAUCCAGACCCGACUGGACUCAGAAGGCGGCGGCUGCAACCGGGUCUGCUCGUUCCUGCAAGAUGACGUUCAUUUACUGCGAGACGAGGUUAAAAGGUGCUCUGAGCGAUGCAGGACGGGUUCUGACACAUUCACAGCAGGUGAUGGUUCCAGCAGUACCGGUGUCCCUGGUACCGGUGUCUCUGGUACCGGUGUCUCUGGUACCGGUGUCUCUGGUACCGGUGGAUUUGGACCCAGCUUGGAUGCAGAGAAGCCUUUAGACGGCCACAGCGUGAUUGGAGGCUCCUUUAACAGCGACCAGCUGAAGGCCCUGCAGGGCGAGCUCACAGAGAUCAUCUUCACCUUCAGCUCCAUCAACGACACCCUGAGCGGUCUGGAACACACCGUGCAGAAACACGGCAGCGUCAUAACCGACCUGGGAAACACCAAGGACAAGAUCAUCUCUGAGCUGGACAAAAUGCAGCAGGAAGUGACCGAACACGUCCAGGAGAGCCAGGAGACACUGGAGAGGAUGGACCGGGACGUCCGGCGCUUCGAGAACAUGGUGGUGGUGGAGAUGGGAGACUGCAGGAGGUCCGGAGACGGACUGGAGAAGAGACUGUCGAAGCUGGAGGGCGUCUGUGGCCGGCUGGACGGCGUCUCUGACUCCAUCCAGAAGGUGAAAGACGGCCUGAAUCAUCAGGUGUCGGGUUUGUGGACCUCUGUUUCUGGGCUGAACCAGUCCGUCGUCCAACAUGGAGGGAUCCUGGACAUCAUUCAGAGGGGACAGGACGACGUCCACAGCAGGAUGAAGAACCUGAACUCCAGCCUGAACCAAGUCCUGAAGAAGCAGCAGAGCUUCUCUGAUCAGAUCGGCCUUCCAGGACCUCCAGGAGAGAAGGGCCUCUCCGGGCCCCCGGGGACCCGGGGCCCCCCCGGACCUCCUGGACGAAAAGGAGACACCGGCUCCCGAGGGCCUCCAGGACCAAAGGGGGAACCAGGUCUUCCUGGAGUCGAUGCCCACAGACCCCGGCUGUCGUUCUCUGCUGGCCUCACUGCCGCCAAAGACACCGCCGGAACCGUCGUCUUCAACAAAGUCUUCGUCAACCAGGGCAACUUCUACAACGCGGCGACAGGUAUUUUCACCGCCCCCGUAGACGGACACUACUACUUCAGCGCCGUCCUGACGGGACAUAAGAACGAAAAGAUCGAGGCGGUCCUGGCCAAGUCCAACUACAGCAUGACCCGGGCGGACUCUGGAGGCUACCAGCCCGAGGGCCUGGAGGCCAAGCCUGUGGCGGACUCUAAAAUCAGCUCGGGCUCUCUGGCCGUCUUCAGCAUCGUGCUGCCUCUGCAGCGAGGAGACACGGUGUGCAUCGACCUGGUGAGGGGCCGCUUGCCCCACUCCGUAGAGCCGCUCACCGUCUUCAACGGCGUGCUGCUGUAUGAAGACCUGUGAGCUGCUGCUGCGCCGCCUGCAUUAGGACAACGCCUCAUGAGGAGCGAACACGAGCUCCUCGGUCAAAGCUGAGCCACUCUGAGUAUUUCCCAUGAACCUCCCAUGCAGCUUCAUGGACCAGCAGGAGGGGAUUUUAUCAUGUCUGUAUUCUGUCCAAUCAGCAACUCGCCUCUGGUCACAUGAUCUGACCCAAACGCCCCUGAAGCCGAGGAGGCGAAGAGUUAGAAGAAUCAGGACUUUCCUCUGUCAAGCGCAGCUCUUCCCAGCCAGGAGGCGAGCAAACGUUACAAUAAUGUUCUACCUUAAUGUUAAAUACUCUUAAUAUCCAGGAUGUGACGGCUGUCCACAAGGGGGCGCCACCGAGCCGUGGAUUUUUAUGUCAGAGGACUCGGACAUUAUGUUUGAAAUUAUAUUUGCCAACAUGUCUGGAUGCAGAAGUGUU
Molecule: messenger RNA, 4126 nt
Organism: Fundulus heteroclitus (mummichog)
Lineage: Eukaryota; Metazoa; Chordata; Actinopteri; Cyprinodontiformes; Fundulidae
Gene: emilin1b
Product: elastin microfibril interfacer 1b
Exons: 15
Coding region: 283-3684 (1133 amino acids)
Molecular function (GO): protein binding
Source: RefSeq, a predicted model, not a curated record